AUGGCCUCUUCAACACACGUUCAACAUCUCAACAGGGCUCUAAUGAUACCUAUCAAGAGGAAAGAAGGUAUUGGGUUUGGAGUAAAAGCCAACAUUCACAGAGCCAGCGCAACUAUUGUGGUUAAAGUCCCUAAUUCGGAAGCCCUCGCCGCGGAAAAAGAACCUUUUUUGGAAGAAGCCAAAUUCUACAACCGCCUAUUUGAAGAAAAAGAAAAAUGUCUAGAUAUUGUUGAAUGUUUUGUUGCAUUACCAGACUUCAUCUUCCUCUCAUACUGCUGCAACGAUAACCUGGCACGUCAUUUCUUCAACUAUCAGGAGCGAGAGGUACUUCCCUACGGCUCUCCGGGAAAACUUAUAAGUGUGAAGCAAUAUGAAGACCCUGCGCUUAUUGCUCGGUGGAUACGGCAGCUUGCUUCCGCCCUUGCUUUUGUGGAGAAGCUAGGGUACACCCAUAACGACCAGCACCUCGCAAACUGUCUGCUCGAUGAGAAUAUGAACUUAAAACUAUGCGACUUUGACCGUGCCACGACAAUUGGGCAGUAUCUCGAGAGUUUCCUCGAACCAUGGGCAGUAAUGAUAACUUCCGGGCCCCUAAGUCGUACUUAUGGCCUCUCCUCUGCUAGAACUGAACAGUUUGCCGUUGGCACUUUCCUUUACACAAUGGUGUAUGGCCAUGAGCCAUAUGAAGAUAUUCAUCUCCGAGAAAACGAUCCUGAUGAGCUAUGUCGGCGGUUUAGAGCUUCAGAGUUUCCAGAGCUUAACCGCCACGAAGUUUUUGACGGGCUAAUAUCUGCUUGCUGGCACAAUGUGUAUCCCACUAUGGCUCUGCUUGAUUAUGAUUUCAAGCGAAAGACCAAGGAUAUUGCAUCCCCUGCCACUUAUCCGGCAAUUGAUUAUGCAAAGGAGAAACGCGCUUGUAUAGCAAUGAUUCAAAGUGGUUUGCUUGGACCCGAAUAUGCCUUGUCUUAUCAACCAGCAUGGCAAAGGUGCUUACAUGGUUUCUUGGGAAAAUUUCUUUUUAUUUGGAAACGCACGGUCAAUUUCCUUGGCUUAUUCUUCCACAAGUAG
This is a messenger RNA of Nannizzia gypsea CBS 118893, 1068 nucleotides long. RefSeq names its product serine/threonine protein kinase. The coding region runs from base 1 to 1068 and encodes 355 amino acids. NCBI's taxonomy places the organism in Eukaryota, Fungi, Ascomycota, Eurotiomycetes, Onygenales, Arthrodermataceae. The transcript has a single exon. Gene Ontology annotation, biological process: intracellular signal transduction; protein phosphorylation. The record is from RefSeq and is a predicted model, not a curated record. Gene Ontology annotation, molecular function: ATP binding; protein serine/threonine kinase activity.